AUCAACAAUCCCUGUAUCGGUCGGUUAACUCCAGCGUUCGACCGGCUUCGAGGGUAAUUCAUUGUAGGAUUCGCAAUCGGUGGUACAUUCGGCAGUAAAAUUUGUCUCAUUAAUCAGGAUGAUUAAGAAAGUUGUUAUUUUCGGGGCCACGGGAAUGACUGGCCUCUGCGCUCUGAGCGCUGCGGUUGAAAAAGGACUGCAGGUGACAGCCUUUGUGAGGGACGAAGCUAAAGUUCCGCUCGACAUUAAGGAGAAGGUGAAUGUUGUCGUUGGCGAUGUUACAAAUCAAGAACAAGUUUCUAACGCUGUGUCUGGUCAGGAGGGUGUCGUUGUUGUCCUAGGAACAAGAAACGAACUAGCGCCGACUACGGUACUUUCUGAUGGUAUGAAAAACAUAGUCGAUGCUAUGAAAAAGCACAACGUCGAAGUGGUCUCUGUGUGUUUAUCAGCUUUCCUGUUUUACCCACCUGAAAAGGUGCCGGCAAUUUUUAAGGCUUUGAAUGCCGAUCACGAACGCCAGUUUGAAAUAACUAAAAUGAGCGGGCUGAAAUGGAUUGCUGUAUUACCACCUCAUAUCGCAGAUGCUCCAAGCACGAAAUAUGUUAUCAAGUACGAUGAAUCUAGCGGCCGUGCUAUAUCUAAGUAUGAUUUAGGCGCUUUUUUAAUAGAAAGUCUCAACCAGCCAGAACACUACCACAAGGUAUGUGGCAUCGCGAAUGUUUGAUAAUUGAUUGAAUUUUUUAAAUCUUCAUGUUGUCUUUCCUCAAGUUUUCGUACAAAAUAUCAAUAAUGUAAUGUUCAAUUCAACAAUAUUCUAUUCUAAUCGAUUUUUUGCACACCCAUUUUUUAUUCUUCUAUUUCCAAUUCUUGCAUUCAUGAAUCGGGCUAGAAAAAGACUUAUUAUUGUUUUAACUGUCUGAGCGACGAGUUAACAAUACGAAUCACUUUCCGUUAAUCCAAAAAAACAGCUUUGUCAAUUCUCAGAUAACAUUUUUGCAGCAUUCCAGUUGACCUUAUUAGAUAUUUUUAAUCUGUAAAUCAGACAUAAAGACAAAACUAAGGAAACACAAGUUUUUUAAAGUUCGUUGUUUGGUAAGGAAUUGAAAAUGAAAAAUGUCUAAUAAGAAGUAAAAUUCUGGUAGAUGUACUGGAAUAUCAGAUUAGAAAUCGUUUUAACAAAUUGACCAAUAUUGAAUAUCGUGAGAGCUUCUUUUGAUAUAUUCAUUCGUUCUAAUUUUAACUGUUUAGUGCAGCUAUAGUUAAAGUGUAAAUCAAGUCUAUCUUAGUUAUUGAAAAAUUAAGAAUAAUGGUGCAAUAGAUCCAGUUUGGUAUUUGUAUCGUCGGUCAAUUGGUUUCGUAUCGCAAUGCAUGCGUGUCUUUGGAAAAUCUACAAUACAACAAAUUUGUUAUCAAACGAAGUAGCAGUAAAUCAAAGCGCGGAGAGACUAGAGUUUCAUUCGCAAGUAGCGUAUAGUUUGAUUGCGAUAUCUUGGUUUGGAAUUAUAUUCGCAAUUAGGCAGGAGUAAAUAGUGUAUGUGAUAAGAAAGUUUGAAUUCAUUGGACAUUUUUACUGACUCAGGUACACAUAGUUAUAAAACAAGUAUAUUUUAAGCGGAGCCGUUGAGGUGAUUGCAGGGAAUAUCACAGAAAUUGUAAUAUAUACAUAGUACUGUACACGUGUUACAUGGUUACACAUUGUUGAUAAGGUCAUUUGUUACAUAACCAGUAGUUGAAAAAGAAAGAAAAAUUAUAUAUAUCAUG
Neodiprion virginianus is the source of this 1761-nucleotide messenger RNA. RefSeq names its product flavin reductase (NADPH). The record is from RefSeq and is a predicted model, not a curated record. The transcript is spliced from 5 exons. The coding region runs from base 119 to 724 and encodes 201 amino acids. NCBI's taxonomy places the organism in Eukaryota, Metazoa, Arthropoda, Insecta, Hymenoptera, Diprionidae.